AUGAGUUCAAAACAUGUAAAUUCGAACAACAAAAGUAUAUCUGUUGAUAAUACAAAUCAAAAAUCUGUACCAUGUGCUGUUCCUCAUCGAUUAACAUCGUCACAUCAUAUUAGACAUCAUUCAUAUGAUACAACAUCGAAUACACUUGCUGUACCAAUCUUUCCAUCAUCUCGAUCAAAUCGAAAAGAAAAUAAUUUAAAUAAUACAAAUACAAAUACAAAUCCGCAUUCUCGUUUUUUACCAGCUCGUUCAUCACAUCGACAUACUUCUUCAUUUGCAUUAGAUCGAUCAUCAUUUACUGAUUUAAAUAGUAAUUCUUAUCAUCAACAUAAUUAUUCGGCAUCACAAGAAAAUUUACGAUUAACUUCGGAUGUUAAUCCAUCAUCAUUUACUUCAAUACCAAUAAAAAAUUCCAUACCAUCAAAGCUACCAUCAACUAUACCAUUAUCAUCAUUAUCUUCAAUUCCAUUAACAACAACAACGACGAAUUCAACAACAACAAAUUCAUUAACACAUUCUCUUCCCCAUUUAAACAAUAAUCUUCCCUCUUCAUCAAAUUCUUCAACUAUUCUCAAUCAUUUUAAUAUUCAUAAUGCAAAAUUAAUUUGUCUUUUACUUUUUUUUGCUUUACUUUUUUAUCAUGGUUCAUUACGUUAUAUAAAAGGUGCUACAUCAUGUCAUCGUUUAUUAAACGAAGGACGUAUUGAACGUUAUCAUGUAUGGCAACCAACUGGUUGCAUGAUACAUUGGUAUGAUUUACUUGAUUUUAAUCAAUGUACACGUUUAAUAACACAAUCAUCAUCAACAAUAGAUAAAAGUUUAUUAGCAACACGUAAAGCAUUUAAUAAUCGUAUUGACCCAGGAGAAUGGUUACGUACACGUAAACAAGAACAACAACGUUUAAAACAAGAAAAACAAGAUAACAGAAAAAUUAAUUUUUCAUAUACAUUUAUUGGUGAUGAACGUUUGUACAUGAUCUAUCGUACAUUUAUAAAUACAAUAAAAUAUCAUUCAAGCUUAUCAAGAAAAAAAACACGAACAAUCAAUAACAAUAAUAAUAAUAAUAAUAAUAAUAAUAAUAAUAAUAACAACAAUAAUAAUAAUAAAAAAGAUGAUAAUAAUAAACAACAUAAAUCAUACCAAUUUAUUUAUAAACAUGCAAAAAAUUUAACAUAUACAAAUGAAAAUUUUAUUUUAAAAUAUUAUUCAAUACAAACAUUUAAUGAUUAUAUAUAUAAUUUAUUAUAUUCAUGGACAAAUAAUAAUUCUAUAAGACCACAUGUACUUAUUAUUGGUCUUGGCUUAUAUGAUGCUUUACGUGAUAAUGCUAGUUUUGAUACAAUCAAAUAUUUUGAAGGUAACUUAACACGUAUAAAACAAAAUUUAUUAACAAAUUUAAGUUCAACAACAACAAUCUUUUGGUUUGGACAACCACAUAUAUCAUUAAAUGAACAUUUAUUUCAAUUUUUUCAACAUUCAUUAUAUCAACAAACAGCAUAUUUAAACGAAUUAAUACCUAAAUUAAAUUCAUAUAUUGAUCGUAUGAAUUCCAUAGCACGACAUAUUUUUUAUCAUACUAAUAUUUAUUGGCAUUCAUCAACAUUAUUAGAAGAAUAUUCAUCUAUAUCAAGUGAAAAUUCAUUUUUAUAUGAUGAUAAUAAUGAUGAAUUUUUUGAUACUAAUCGUAUUAAUGAUGAUAUUGAUGAUGAACCUACAAAUGAUAUUGAACGUGACGAUAUAACUCAAUCAUUAUCAUCAUCAUUAUCAUCAUCAACAUCAACAACAACAACAGCAACAAAUGAUUUAAUAACAAAUUUAUCGUCUAUAAUACAAUUUGAUUUUGAUGAUAAUUUAAAUAAUCAUAGUGAUAUUAUUUAUUAUUCAUAUUUAUUAUUAAAAAAAAAUCAUACUAUAUCAUCAACAUUAUUGAUUAAUAGUGGGAAAAUAUAUGAACUUUAUAAAUUAUCUUCAUUUACACGACAUACAUGCGUACAAAUAUUAUUAAAUGCAUUAUGUAAUCCACUACUACUACCUGAUGAUGGUACUUGUUGUGCACAAGUACCGCCAUUAACACGUUUACAAUUUUUAAUCAGUCUUUUAUUAGGUUGUUCAAUAACAUUUUUUAUCAUUUAUAUUGUUUAUCGUAUAAGAUCAGUAUUUAUAUUAAGACGUAAGAGUCGUGGUAAAUUAAAAUAUGGAAAACAUUCAAAUCAUAUUGAACAACCAAAGCAAUAUCAAGAUAAAAAUUCACAUACUGCCAAUGGACAUUGUCAUAUUAAUGGAGCAUUUAAUACAGAUAUUAAUGAAGAUGGUGAAGAACCUGAUCAACAGUUACUUACACCAACAAUGAACGGAGAUUGCCUAUCGACUUAUCCUCGUAAUUAUAAUUCAAAUACAACUUCAAAUCAAAAUCAUUCAUCAUUAUCGACUGGUUUAAGUCGUUGUAGAUUUUUAAUUCCAAAAUUUUUACGAAAUCUUUGUAAAAAAUCUCGUGAGCAUUUAUUGCCACCAUUAUUAUUAACAAAAUCAAUAGCAACACAAUCUUCGUUAUCAUCAUUAUCAAAUGGAAAUAAUAAUAAUAAUUCAUCAUAUCCAUCGAGAUUUUAUAAAAAACAAAAUUCUUUAUUACACUUUCCUUUAACGGAACCAAUAAUACUUCGUACUAGUGUUAAAUAUGCAUUUAUUCUUCUUUAUUUCUAUUUGGCUGACCGUACAGAUUUUUUAAUGAAAGAAAAUUCUCAUUUUUCUCGUAUUGCUUUUUUUUUACCACUAACAUAUAUUGGAAUAUUAGGAAUAUUUUUUCAUGAUAAACAUUUUCAUAAAACGACAUCAAAUCGUUCAUCACCAAAUCAAACACCACUGACAACAAGUCCUAAUUCAAAUACAAAUCCAAUAUUUUCUUCAAUACAUAAUAAUGAUUAUGAACAAAUUCCAUCACAUUCAGAUUCAAAUGAUGAAAAUAAUACAAUAACAAAUAAUAAAUUAAUAACAACAAAUGGAAAUAAUAAUAAUAAUAAUAACAGUUUUUUAAAUAAAGAACAAAUUAAUGAAAUGCGUGGUUGGAUGAUGGUUAUUUUAUUAGCAUAUCAAAUGACAGAUGCAUCAGGCAAAAGUCUUGUUUUAUCAAUGAGUAUACAAUUAUUAAUAAGUGCUUAUUUAUUUUUAUCAGCCUAUAGUCAUGUUCAUUAUUAUUGGACAACUGGUAAUUAUCAAUUUUUACCAUUUAUACAAAUGUUAUUUAAGUAUAAUUUUUUGACAAUAACAUUAUGUUUAUUAAUGAAUAGACAUUAUCAAUCAUAUUAUUAUCCACCAUUAAUAUCAUUUUAUUUUACAUUAAUGUAUGUUAUAUUAGCUUUUAUACCACCUAAAAUAUGUGCUGAAUCUGUUAAAGAAAAACCAAUACAUUUUAUAUAUUUAUUAUUUAAAUUACUUCUUAUGGGUAUUCUUGUAACAAUCUUAAGUAUGUCUGCAUAUUUAUUUGAAAAAAUUUUUACAUUUCGUUUAUGGAAUAAUUUAUUUACAACUUCUACAAUAACAUCAUCACUUGCUGCUUAUGUUCAACAAUUAGAUCAAUCUGAUUUUUCACAUAAUGGUCUUCAUCAAUUACAUACAUUAUUAAUUCAUGAUAAAAAUUCAUUAUAUUAUAAUGAAUAUAAUACAUUACUUGAUUACAUAUCAGGUAGUGGUCAAGGUAUUGUUGGUCCUGUAUCAAUGAAUGGUUUAUCAUUAAAUGAUAGACAAUAUUUAUUUUCAAAUAUUUAUCGUUAUAAUAUGAAUUCCUCCACACAUUUAUAUUAUGAUCGUAAUGGCACAAUAAAUGAUUGGUAUCAUCGUUGGAAUUUAGAUCGUUAUACAGUUUUAUAUGGAAUGUGCUUUGCUUUUUUAAUAUUAUUUAUUGAAAAUUAUGAUGCAUAUAAAACAUUAGGUAUCAAACGUAAACAAUAUCAACAAUUAACAUCAAAAUUAAAAACAAUAUUUUGUUUAUUAAGUUUAUUGGGUUUAAUUAUUUAUUUUAUUGUUUUAUUUUUAUGUUCAAAUAAAGCAAUAUGUGAUGAAAUACAUCCAUACAUUGUUAUAUUACCGAUCGUAAGUUAUAUUCUCCUACGAAAUAUUCCAACAUUUCUUCGUCAACAUUAUUCACCAUUUUUUUCAUGGUUCGGUAAUAUAUCAUUAGAAUUAUUUGUUACACAAUAUCAUAUAUGGCUUGUUGCUAAUGGUCAUGGUACAUUAACGAUUAUUCCGCGAAUGCCAACAUUAAAUUUAAUAAUAACAACAUUUAUAUUUAUAUGCUGUUGUCAUGAAUUACAUCGUAUAACAAAUAUUUUAACACCAGUUUUUGUACCAAAUGAUUGUAAAUGUUUUAUACGAAAUUGUCUGCUUUAUUUACUUAUCAUUAUUGUUUCAUCAUAUAUGUUCUCUUCAGUUUAA
This is a messenger RNA of Rotaria sp. Silwood2, 4428 nucleotides long. NCBI's taxonomy places the organism in Eukaryota, Metazoa, Rotifera, Eurotatoria, Philodinida, Philodinidae. The record is from the annotation of a GenBank genome assembly.